Molecule: messenger RNA, 1545 nt
Organism: Lathyrus oleraceus (garden pea)
Lineage: Eukaryota; Viridiplantae; Streptophyta; Magnoliopsida; Fabales; Fabaceae
Product: zinc finger CCCH domain-containing protein 20
Exons: 1
Coding region: 378-1184 (268 amino acids)
Molecular function (GO): metal ion binding
Source: RefSeq, a predicted model, not a curated record
GAUGGAUGGAUAUCUUGAAUGAAAAUAAAAGACAAAAUGGAGGUUGGUUUCUCAAUUCUAUGGAUAUCUUGAAUGAAAAUAAAGACAUAAUGGAGGUUGGUUUCUCAAUUCUAUCACAACAUGUUGACAAAUUAGAUUUUUAGGAGAACCUUACUAGAUUUGUAUUUCAAUAAAUUGGCAUAUUUAGUAAAAGCAAAAUAAAAAAUACAAUUUCUUUAGAUAUGAAAUGGCUCAAACACGUGUCUUAAGGUAGAAGCCAACUCACUCAACCAUGGUUAAACAAAUCACAUACUACAAUUAUUCAUCUCUUCCUAUAUAUAUUGCCAUGGUUAAGAAUCAAUUACUCCACACACUCACUCACUCAAAAUUCCUUAACCAUGAUCAACAUUCCAAACCUUAAAAUCCCCGAAUGGGACACGACACAAUACGAGGGAGGAGCAUUCUUAAACCAUUUCAUUUCAAACGACUCCGACACACAAUUUUCCAUUACCGAAGAUUUCGACUUACCUCUUCAUGUUUUCUCUACCGACCAUUUCCGAAUGUUCGAAUUCAAAGUGAGGAAAUGCCAGCGUGGCAGGUCUCAUGACUGGACGGAAUGUCCUUACUCUCAUCCCGGCGAGAAAGCUCGCCGGAGAGACCCUAGGAAGUUUAAUUACUCCGGUACACCUUGCUCGGAGUUUCGCAGAUCAGGAAACUGUACUAAAGGUGAUUCAUGUUACUUUGCGCAUGGUGUUUUCGAAUGCUGGCUUCAUCCUUCUCGUUACAGGACACAGCUUUGUAACGAUGGAACUGCUUGUCGCCGGCGAGUGUGUUUCUUUGCUCACACCAUUGAUCAACUUCGUCUCUCGGGUAAGGCUUCACCGGAAUCAUUUGUUUCAUCUCCUACUUCGGUUCUUGAAUCUCCUCCGGGAAACUCCCGAUACGGCGACGUUCCGGUGAAUAUGCGGGAACUAGUUGACUGCAUGAGAGAUGUUCGAAUUGCGGAUUCGGGUCGGGUCGGGUGUCCGCAGGGUGGGUUUUUUAGUCUUCCGGCAAGCUAUGAAGGGGUUAGUAUGGAGAGGGUGGAAUCUGGAAGAGAUCUUAGAGCCAAAAUCUAUGGAAAAUUCAGUAAGGUGAACUUCAACGACGGUGUUGUUUCGGUUCCUGUUCCUGAUUUUGGAUGGGUUUCGGAACUGGUUAACUGAAUUUGGGAUUGAGGUUGAGGAGUAUGAUUCUGCUUUGUAUAUAGGAUGAAUGAUGCAAAAAGGAAGAAGAAUCUUUGUGCAUAGUUGAGGAGCAUGAGAUGAGACUAUGGUGUCUCUGUCAUGUCCAUUUUCUAACGUUUAGUUUUCUUCUUGAGUUAAGGAUUUGUUGAAGAUUGGAUAACAUUUGAUUGUCUUCAUUGUUCUUUUUUACCUGGAUUUUUGUCUUCAUCUUUUGUUGUGUUGGAUGUUUAUAUGUCAAUAGAAGAAACAUGAACAAUGAUGUAUUUUUAUUUUCUAAAAAUUAUGGGAGUUUUUUUAUUUCUAGAAUGAAUAUGAAUCGUAAUACCUCUUUCUUUUAUCA